Molecule: messenger RNA, 761 nt
Organism: Silurus meridionalis
Lineage: Eukaryota; Metazoa; Chordata; Actinopteri; Siluriformes; Siluridae
Exons: 5
Coding region: 3-761 (252 amino acids)
Biological process (GO): response to bacterium
Source: RefSeq, a predicted model, not a curated record
ACAUGCUCAGAGGAGGAAGUGUGUUAGAAAUGGCAGCGUAUCUGCUUCUGUUUACUCUGCAGCUGCUGUUUGGUCUCAUUAGGCCGAGUCUCCUUCAGAACAUUUCAGCUGAUCUCAUAUCUGUUUCUCCAGGAGCAAACAUCACUCUGCUCUGUAACAUCACUAAUUACUCAGCAAUAUCCUGGUAUCAGAUGAUCUCAGCAGAGUCGAGGCGGAUUAUAUCAGCCAGACAAAGCAGCCUGAACAAACACUUUUAUGUGGAUUAUAAUGUAGAUGAGAGUCACUUUUAUUUAACAGAAAGCAGCAGUUCAGUCAGUUUAGUGAUUAUUGGAGUUCGAGAGACGGAUCUGGGGUUUUAUUACUGUGGAGGACGAAAUGAUGAGACACACAUUCAGUUUGGGAAACUCAUCAGACUGAACUUUACAGGUGGCAGCAAUAAUGGAUCUUCAUCUGAGGCUUCAGAUUCACAGCCGCCUGCUAGAAAUGUUAACGACUGGAUUAGAAAUGUGAUUGUAAUGUGUGUGUGCUUCGUCUCCGUCCUAAUAACCAUCUGCAUGUGUGUGUUCUGCAGCAGGGUUCUAGGAAAAUUAACAUCAUGCAGCUUCUUCAGUCACACCACCGACUCCACUGAUAAGAAUGAAAGCAUUCAUUAUGCCAGUGUUCAGCACAAAAGAAGAUCCAGAACAUCUGCUACGAAAAACACAUCAGAUCUGGACAGUGUGAUCUACGCAAGUGUCGCCUCACAGCCACAGAGACACUGA